This is a messenger RNA of Hyphopichia burtonii NRRL Y-1933, 492 nucleotides long. RefSeq lists its product as uncharacterized. The record is from RefSeq and is a predicted model, not a curated record. The coding region runs from base 1 to 492 and encodes 163 amino acids. The transcript has a single exon. Lineage: Eukaryota; Fungi; Ascomycota; Pichiomycetes; Serinales; Debaryomycetaceae.
AUGGCGGCUCCUCUGCUAUUUACAAACAAUACCCACGAUAUUCCAACAACUUCCACUCAACGCACUAUAUCCUUCGGGGAAAAAGUUGCUGUGGUACUCUCUAUGCUCUUCGUCUUUGGUCUCGGGACGCUUGUGUUUGCUCAGAUCCUUUACGAAUGUGUUCAAACUAUUCGAGAGUCGAAAGCCCAAGAAAGAGCAGCAAAUACCGCCAUUGAAAGUAGCUUUACCCCUGAUGAAGACUUACAUGACUUGCUUAACGGAACCUUGGAAGAAAGAAUGCUUGCUGAAAGGGUCUUCAGCUUUGGCUCCAGCAACCGAAGAAGACCAUCUCUCCCUAUUGUACCAGCACCACCUUAUGAAAGACCCCCAGAGUACUACGAUUUGGAAGCACAGGACUUCUCUAGCGCCACAGUGACACCCAAAUUUCUGCCACUUCCACCGCCACCUCCUCUAUAUCAUUCCAUUGAGCAUGAUUUGAAAAACAGCCACUGA